GGGCGCACUGUGGCCGGGCGCGGGCAGACACCAUGGGCUGGGGGGCGCUGCUGGCCGCCGUGGCGCUCCUGCUCCCGCCGCAUCUGGCGCUGUCUGAGGAGCCACUCAGCAUGGCUGGCCGGAAAUGCAACACCAUCUACAAGGGCUUUGCAGACUGCCUGAUCAGCCUUGGGGACAGCAUGACUCAAAGUGUUCAGGAACAGCAGGAUGAAAGCACCCAAGAACUGCAGGAGUUGGAGACCAUUUGCAAGUCCUGGGACGACUUCCACACCUGUGCCAGCCAGGUCCUGUCCAGAUGCCCCGAUGAGGCAGCAGCCAUCUGGGAGUCACUUCGGCAAGAAUCCCGGAAGUUCCAGUUCCAAGGGAAUCUCCAUGACCUGUGUAGCUCGCGGGCUCAGCCAGCUGGCAACGGAAGAGCUUCGGAUAUGGAUGAAACCAACAAGGAAACCUUGCGAGGGUCAGCCUGGCAUCCGCAGCCCAGCCUCUGGGGCAGCCUGACUCUUGUGACUCUGUUGGCUUUGGCGCUUUUGGCCUAGCCUAGGAGCGGGGGGAGGUGGAGGCCCUCCUCCCAUACUCUCCACCGUUGCUCAGACUGGUUGCCAGGCACUGCCCUGCCACAGGAACUUGGUUCAGACUCAGAAGCUGACACCCUGUGCGGCUCACUGGGUGAAGGAGGCAAGGGGAUGUGAGCUUCUUCCCUCUCUGCCUGCCAUGCGUGGGAGACCUGGGGAAUGAUAAAGGUGCUCCUUUUGGCUCUGUGCCAGUCUGCAACCUGCAGGUUCCCUCAACGUCGCCCUAUCCUCCUCCACCUUUCUCCAUCUUGCAUACCCUCCUAGCUUUCCAGCCCUUCCUCCUCCUGGACUCU
Heteronotia binoei (common prickly gecko) is the source of this 865-nucleotide messenger RNA. RefSeq names its product neuritin 1 like (gene NRN1L). The record is from RefSeq and is a predicted model, not a curated record. Gene Ontology annotation, cellular component: plasma membrane. The transcript has 3 exons. Lineage: Eukaryota; Metazoa; Chordata; Lepidosauria; Squamata; Gekkonidae. The coding region runs from base 33 to 536 and encodes 167 amino acids. Gene Ontology annotation, biological process: nervous system development; neuron projection extension.